UAUCUUUGGGAUAUUACCCCAAUGUUGUGGUGCACUGGCUGCUACGAAAGAUUCAUUUCAGUUCAUCUGGCCAGAGUUGUGCUCUGCCACAAAGAAGUACCCUGUGGGCCUGUGGUGUCCGAAUACAGAUUCUACUGUCCAUCCUUCAUGAAGAUGUGGGCGUGGCCUGGGGGCAAAUAUGUUUCAUCCUGCAACCUUGGUGGUGGCAGAUUCGCGGCGAUUGGAUCUCCAUUUCCUGAUAUGAAAACCAUCGUUCCGGCGCUGCCUUCCACUAAGAAUGCUGCAACUCAGACGGAGGGGGUUAGCUGGUUCUGGGUGGAAGGAGUUGGAGAAAUAAUCAAGGAGGGACCUCCGUUACCAGAUUCAGCAAGCGGCUUGGGGAUAGGAAAGUCCCUGAUGCCACCCAUGGCCUCGUCUGAGCAGGAGGAGCUACGUGCCGCUCUCACAAUCAUCGAGGAUCAGUUCAGCUCUGUGAUUGCAGAAAUAACAGAGCUUGAGCCCGGACCAGAUGACUGUACCACAUCUACAUCUCCAGGGGCAGUAGAGGACACAAGUGGUGAAAACACAGAUCUUCCGCCCGAUGACUGCGAGGAUGCAACAACCAUCGAAAACCUUCCAACCCCAUCAGUGACCAGUACCAGGGGGAUAACAUUGUUCUCCUCCUGUACCACGCCGUGUAUGGAUGAGAUGACAAUCGUUGAUCGGUGGGAUUCAACGGAUGAACCAUCAACAUCAACAAAUGAGGAUGUGCUUCUACUGUCAGCGGGAGAAGAUGACGAUAUACUCGCUGUUUGGCCUUCUACAGAUUCAACCGAACGGAGUCCUCGACCUCAAGAAGGGGGUGUCAAAAAGAAGUUGAGAUCUCAACCUUAAAUGCAUUAUCUACAAAAGAACCUACCGAACCCGACCCUCAAAAGGAUCCCGGACGAGCCCCCAUCUCACGCCUGGACUACUGCAACUCACUCCUAGUUGGUCUGCCGGCAUGGGCCAUCCGACCUCUGCUCAUCCAGAACGCAGCGGCCCGGUGUACAUUUGGGAAUUGUGCAACAAUGCCUACAGAGGAGAAUGUGUGGUGCAGGGAGAUACCCCAGGUAAAAGUAAAUGCUUGGUGUAAAUUAAAAUUAUACAGUCAUUAUUUUUCUGUAAUCAAAUACUUACCUUUAAAAUGUACUAGGUUACAAGACAAGAACAGCUUCAG
Molecule: messenger RNA, 1198 nt
Organism: Scophthalmus maximus (turbot)
Lineage: Eukaryota; Metazoa; Chordata; Actinopteri; Pleuronectiformes; Scophthalmidae
Exons: 3
Coding region: 22-873 (283 amino acids)
Source: RefSeq, a predicted model, not a curated record